AUGGGCGUCUACGAACUUCACGGCGACUGGCUUUUUGCACUUCAGAGCGGCUUUCUCUCGGGCAUGUCGAUUGUCAUCGCAAGCGAAGUCUUUGCCCACGGCAUUAACUUUGACAUCAAGGUCGAUGAUUCCCGGGCGACAUCAGUCCGACCUGUGAUAUUGGGCUAUGUGAGUUUCAUGGUCCUCGUUUGCAUCCAUGCUCGUGAGCACCAGACGGUGAACACCGCAGCGCUGUCGGUGAUCAUUAACUGCCUUCUGUGGGUGGUCAUUGGCAGAUGCUGCAGUGCAUUUGAAAAUGGGCGACGCUUAGGCGAGAUCGUCAACAAUAGGGCGUUGGAUGCUGCUGAGAACUGGACAGCAUAUCCGGCAAGAUCUGCUGCAGAAUGCUCUGCAUGGCUGCUCGGGCAGUACAUAGGACACAUCUGCGGCUCCAUCUUUGCAAGUGCGUUGAUCGGCACGGCUGUCGGCGUGGCUGCUGUGGGCCUCUCCGAGGUCGUCGCAUGCUGGGGGACCUCUGCUCCUCAGGCCCGGCGAACAGACAGACCCGUGAAGGGGAAGUGGAGCUGGGAUGAGGUAAGCAAGCACUCCUCGCCUGAUGACGCCUGGAUCGUCAUUGAUGGGCGAGUGCUUGAUGUCACGAGCUUUGCUCGCCGGCAUCCAGGCGGUCCUAUAAUACUAACGUAUGCUGGUGUUGAUGCCAGCGACCAAUUUGCUGCCUUUCAUCGGCCUCGAGUAUACGCGAGACUUGCACAGUUCCACAUUGGAGAGGUGGUGGGCGAUGAGUACUUGCCGAGCGAGGCGACCAAGGAGUAUCGUGCUUUGAGGAAGCGGCUGUGGGAGGAAGGCUGGUUCAAGCCACGACUCACAUAUUUUGCUUUCAAAGCGGUCGUAUGUCUCCUCCUUUUUGCCUUCGUCGUCGGGGCCCUCACUUCUUUGAACCCAGCGUGGACUUGUACCCGCACUGUGGUUGCUGGGGCAGCUUUGGGCAUAGCCUGGCAGCAGGUAGCUUUCUUGGCACACGAUGCGGACCAUUGGGGAAUCACCAACCCGCCUGUUGGCAGCUCGUUUAACCCCCUGUCGUGGUUCCUUGCCAGCGUGCUCUUUGGGAUAUCCAGAAGCAUGUGGAAUGAAGAGCAUUCGAUGCAUCACGCGAUCACUCUGCGUCCGCAGGAGGAUCCGCAAUUCCGGUACCUUCCCUUGUGGCUGAUAUCCAAGAAGGAGCUGGAUGUUGCGGGAACGCAUGUUGGAAUUCUCACCAAGACGCUGGUCUCGGUCCAGCAUUUGACCUUUUUGCCAGUGUCAGUGGUGGUCGGAAGAUUCAACUUCUAUCUAAUUUCGAUGCUAUCCGCUCUGCAGAGAGCUAUCUCAGCAACGGGCGCCAGGGAACUUAGCGGCGGUCUCCUUGAUGUCAUGGGAAUGCUUAUGUUUUGGACUUGGUAUGUCACCUUGGUCAGUAGCUUGGAAACAACCCUGGAGCGCACUCUCUUUGUGCUCGUCUCCAACUGGACAGUCGGGAUCCUUCAUGUACAGCUGGUGUUGAGCCACUUGGCGACGGAAACCUUCACGGCGGAGGAGGAGCGAGCUGAGCAGUUCUUUGCGUUCCAGCUGAAGACGUCGCGGAACAUCGACUGCAGCUGGCCACUUGACGGUCGCAUUGAGAAACGGGGGUCUUGCCGCCUUGCCUCAUCUUGCCUCUCUUCUUUUGCCCAGCGCCGGAUGCCCAAAGCCAAAGCCUCACAGCAGGUUGACCCACAUAUCUCCUUCGGCCAAGGCGCUAGGUGCACAGUCAAAGGUCCGGGAAACCGAGCAAUGCGUAAAGUCUGGAAGUCUGAAAGGGCGCGCUCAGGAGCUACAUACAGCAGCUGUGCAAGUUGGAGUAUUGAAACAGCGGAAGGUGUGGAUGCGCCAAAAUCAGCGGAGUGUGUGGAUGCGCCAAAUUUGAACGGAGUCCUGAAAGGACGAGAGUGA
Molecule: messenger RNA, 1968 nt
Organism: Symbiodinium natans
Lineage: Eukaryota; Dinophyceae; Suessiales; Symbiodiniaceae
Source: the annotation of a GenBank genome assembly